AGUCUCCCACCCAAUCCGCACCGGCAGCCGGCGGCGAUGAGGUGGGACGCGGCGGAGACGGAGGCGGUCCUCGAGCGGAUCUGGGACCUGCACGACCGCCUCAGCGACGCCAUCCUCGCGUCCUCACGCGCGCACCUCCUCCUGCCCCCUCCUCCCCCUCCCCCGCCCCAGCCCGCGCCGUCCGCGCCCUCCGCCAAGGGGGCCCACCUUCGCGGCGGCGGCGUCAGGAACGGGUGCGUCUUCGUCAAGGGAGGCGGAGGCUGCGGCGGACGGGACGGGGGAGAGGCGCUGGCGGCGGCCGCGGAGGCCGUGGCCGAGGCCAGGAGCCUGCACGCCAUCCGCUCCGCGCUCGAGGACCUCGAGGACCACCUCGAGUUCUUACAUACUGUUCAAUCGCAGCAGCGGGCUGAGCGAGAUGCUGCAAUCGCUAGACUGGAGCAAAGCCGUCUAGUCCUUGCUAUGAGAUUAGCAGAGCAUCAGGGGAAGAGGUACCGAGUGAUUGACGAAGCCUUGGCGUUUGUGGGUGAAGUGAGUGACAAGAGUCGAUUUAUCUCACCAGAAGAUGUCCGUGCAACCCAGACAGAGGAUAAUGCAGAGGGAAACAGGGGCAGUGGUUCAAGGAUCAUGUCAAACGUGCUAGCAUGUAGUUUAUCCUUAGCCAAGAAUUCAUUUCGGCUGGACAAGAUUGGUGGUGCUCUAGGUAACGCUGCGGUAUUUGCAGUAAGUAUGCUUGCUUUCUUGCAGCUGCAUCAAAUUGCACUUGGAAGUAGAACUCCAGCCAUGGGAUACAGGAAGAGAAUUGAGUACAGUUUUCAAUCUGGCAGCUCACAACAGAAUGGGAAAGGGAAACAUUUGGAGGUUUACCUAGCCAGAGGCUGAGGAAUUAUUAGAUCACGCUGUUGGCUGUACAGAAAGUUUUGACCAAAGAUCAAUUUUUGUUGGUUUUGUUAGGGCACUGAUCAUUCUUUACUACGACGGGCUGGACCCUGUUCCAGGAAACUAGGGGACUGGCUGUCCGAUUCUUUUGGAUGGAUUGGAAGGAUACCACGUAUUGUACCCCCCAAAUUGUAAAUGGCUUUGUUCUUAGAGAUGGAUUGUUUGUAAACCGUGUCCUUGUUCAAGGUAACUUGAACGGUCGUGGUCUGAAGGCAAUAGCCUUCCACACCAUCUUCCCUCCACUUUCUUGCCAGUUUUGAUCAUAUCCAUUCUGCAAAAGGCAACUGCUGCUUGUGCUAUUGAGUGUGGUGUGUUCAAGGUUCUUUGCUUGUGUGAUAAGUUUCAUGUUCGUGUGGUUGCAGAUUGGGUACAUGUGGUGCUUGUGCCUAUGCUUUAAUUGGAGUACUGAUGAUGUUAUUUGCUUUC
This is a messenger RNA of Setaria italica (foxtail millet), 1362 nucleotides long. Its product is annotated as plastid division protein PDV1. The transcript is spliced from 2 exons. The record is from RefSeq and is a predicted model, not a curated record. Gene Ontology annotation, biological process: chloroplast fission. NCBI's taxonomy places the organism in Eukaryota, Viridiplantae, Streptophyta, Magnoliopsida, Poales, Poaceae. Bases 37 to 879 code for a protein of 280 amino acids.